This is a messenger RNA of Rubroshorea leprosula, 1209 nucleotides long. Lineage: Eukaryota; Viridiplantae; Streptophyta; Magnoliopsida; Malvales; Dipterocarpaceae. The record is from the annotation of a GenBank genome assembly.
UUUGUAGAACCAAAUCCUUCUGAAUUAUAUCAAAUGUAUAAAUGGAAGAUAGAGACAUUUUCACAGAUCAAUGAAAGAGAGAUUCAGAGCAAUGCAUUUGAGGUUGGUGGCUGCAAAUGGUCGAUUUUAAUUUAUCCCCAAGGUUGUGAAGUUGGCAAUUAUCUCUUGUUAUUUCUUUGCAUUGCUAAUCAUGACGAACUUCCUCCAGGGUGGAGUCAUUUUACACUGUUUACACUAUCAUUGAUGAAUAAAGAUCCAAAGAAAUCAAAAUAUGCAGAUACUUCACAUCGGUUCAUAAAGGAAGAGUAUGACUGGGGAUGGAAAAGGCAUAUGGAGUUAUCAAAACUAAUUGGGUGUUGUAGGGAGAGAGCAGACCGGCCUUUUCGUUGUCUUGGUUAUGAGUAUAGGAAUGAGCUUGUUAGGGUGUAUUUGACAAAUGCAGAGACAGUUUAUUGGCAUUUUGUGGAAGAAAGACGAGUUAAGCUAGAGAGAUUGUUAGCAGACAAGGCUUGGUGGUCCAGACCAUUUUUAAUUGCUACAGCUUCUCUGCCUUCGGGUUGGGAAUGGAUCAAAAUACCAGGCAGCAUAUGCAAGUCAAAAUCAUUGGAUAUGGAAGAAGUUCCAGGCCCUAUUGUUCUUGUGCUGAAAGGUAUGUUUGUUUUGGGGGAUAAUUUGCUACUUCUUCUGAAGAGGGCUGCCUCAGAACCAUUACCUCCGAAAGAGCUGAAGGGUCCUCAGAACCGUAUGAAUGAUGUGAAUACUGGAGAGGACUUGAUUGAGCUUGAAAGGCGUCUCACAGUACUGGGUUGCAAGGCAUUACAAACGUUUGCCCUGGCCUAUAUUUUCUGCAACAAGAUUAUGGUUGCGUACCAGGAAGAUGCUGCUUUGAAGAGGCAAGAAGAGCUCCUCGAGUCAAUACACCUCCUUUAUUUGGAGCAGAAUCAUUUCAUAAUUUAGAUCAAUCAGUCAACUAAUAUCUCUCUUGUUAAAUUCUACUGUGUGCAUAGUGCACUCUCGCAGAUGCAGAUUAACCAAGUUCAUGAUUUUUUGGGUUGUGGAGCAAUUUGAACUGGAUAUUCCAUUGUGUUUGUGUUUUUUCUUUUUUUCCUUUUUUGGGGGGGUUACAUUUGGAUUUGUUGUUUCAAUUUUUUUUUUUUUUGUUAAUUCCUAUGGAUUUAUUUUCAAUCUUAUUAAAGUAACUUUGAACAA